Molecule: messenger RNA, 366 nt
Organism: Gracilinanus agilis (Agile Gracile Mouse Opossum)
Lineage: Eukaryota; Metazoa; Chordata; Mammalia; Didelphimorphia; Didelphidae
Product: insulin-induced gene 2 protein-like
Exons: 1
Coding region: 1-366 (121 amino acids)
Biological process (GO): cellular response to insulin stimulus; SREBP signaling pathway; SREBP-SCAP complex retention in endoplasmic reticulum
Cellular component (GO): SREBP-SCAP-Insig complex; endoplasmic reticulum
Source: RefSeq, a predicted model, not a curated record
AUGUGUAGCAGUCUUUGUAUAAUAUAUACAUGCCAUAUAAUAAAUCAUGCCAGUUCUAAAGUAGAUUUUGACACCAAUAUACAGUCGUCUCUCACUCUAGCUGCCCUCUCCAUCAGCUUGUGGUGGACUUUUGAUAGAUCACAAAGUGGUUUUGGCCUUGGAGUAGGAAUUGCUUUCUUGGCAACCUUGGUCACUCAACUACUAAUCUAUAAUGGGGUUUAUCAAUAUACAUCUCCGGAUUUUCUUUAUGUCCAUUCUUGGUUAACACAUAUAUUUUUUGCUGGUGGUAUAACAAUGGGAAAUAUUGGUCGACACCUGGCCAUGUAUGAAUGUAAAGUCGCUGCAGAAAAAUCUCAUCAAGAAUGA